Molecule: messenger RNA, 2064 nt
Organism: Botrytis cinerea B05.10
Lineage: Eukaryota; Fungi; Ascomycota; Leotiomycetes; Helotiales; Sclerotiniaceae
Exons: 2
Coding region: 278-1804 (508 amino acids)
Biological process (GO): peroxisome organization
Cellular component (GO): peroxisomal membrane
Source: RefSeq, a predicted model, not a curated record
GAUGUUUGAGCUUCGUAGACAAACAUUAUAGAACUGGUCAAACCUCGACUGAAUUUUCACAACGGGAAUCAUUUUUCAAUCAAUUCGAAGCAUGUUAUUCACUCACCACACGGGCUGGAACCUUAUUAUCAGCGAAGAAACGAAACACUGCGACUGAACAGUUUCUAUGAAUAGAUUCCCCCCCUCAUUGAUCUUUAUAAGGAUCGUUGGAAUUCCAACUCAGACACAACCCUCUAAUUCCCUCCAAGAGGCCUAAUACUUCAGAAAGUCUCAGAAAAUGGACGAGUUUACGGCAAAUGCGUUUGCGAAUCGUGAUGAUCCUAUCCCGGUGAUAAGAUUGGACCCUACCGACGACCUUGAUGACGAUGUGGAGGAUGCAAACGGAGUGUCUAAGAAAGAAGGCACGCGAGAGAGACUGAGAAGACAUAAAUCGGAGUUGAAGGAGAAUUUCAAAAAGGCACACAGCAAAGCUUCGGAAACUUCGGCAUCUGUACAAGACAGACUCCUUGAAAAAUUAUUACAACAGGUAAUACCAAUUGAGGAUCUCGGCGAAAAUGGAAAAGAUGCGACUAUUACUGCUCCAAAUUUUGUUGAGCGACCUGCUUUCAAUAUAACGACCAUGUCGAAUAAUUUCAGAAGAUUCAAUGCUAGAAUAGGAGUGGUUUUCGUCUUCCAAGCCAAAGUGAUACGUCUACUAAGCUGGAAACAAUGGUCGCAUACUCUUUCAUUUCUUGCAGUAUAUACCUUCGUCUGCCUAGAUCCAUAUCUUCUUACCGUUCUUCCAUUAGCGGUUCUCCUCCUCGCAAUCCUCAUACCUUCCUUCAUUGCUCGUCACCCUGCGCCUCCCACAACUAUAACCACGGACUCGUUCACAUAUUCCACAACAGGUCCACCAAUAGCCCCAGCUCCAGUUGUUAAACCCGUCAAAGAGCUUUCUAAAGAUUUCUUCAGAAACAUGCGCGAUCUCCAAAACUGCAUGGAAGAUUUCUCUCGCCUCCACGAUACAGUAAUUGCCCUAAUAUCCCCUUCCACAAAUUUCUCCAACGAACCAUUGUCAUCUACCUUGUUUCUUUUCCUCGUAGUAACAGCGGCAUUUAUGUUCAUCGCUUCUCAUCUCAUGCCAUGGCGCUUUAUCUUCCUCACAAUAGGCUGGACCAUUACGUCUCUCGGCCAUCCAACCAUCCAACGCCAAAUGAUCACAACACAUACAGCAGUCGUACAGCCGCGUGCGAAACCUCUCCAAACUAGCCUUGAAACCUUUAUUUCCCAUGAUAUCAUCCUCGAUUCCUCUCCCGAAACCCGCGAAGUAGAAAUCUUUGAGCUCCAAAAGCUUUCCCGUGCAGGCGAGUGGGAACAUUGGGUAUUCAGCAGCUCACCUUAUGACCCUAUGAGCAGUAUGCGAAUCGAAACUGAGCGGCCAAUCGGCUGUCGUUUCUUCGAAGAUGUAAAGAGUCCAAGAGGUUGGGAAUGGAGCGAAAAGAAAUGGGCGCUGGAUUUGUGGAGUAGGGAAUGGGUUGAAGAAAGAAUUAUCACAGGUGUAGAGGUGGAAACAGAGGGUGAAAGAUGGGUUUAUGAUAUCAGGUAUGAGGGACAGGAGGAGGAUCCUGUAGGUGUGAUGGAUACGGGAAGUAGUAGUAAUGUAGGAAGUGUGAGAGGGAAGAAAGGGGUACCGGUUAGUUGGGAGGAAGCGAGUGAGGUUGACGGGGCUGGUAGGAGGGGAGAAUGGAGAAGGAGAAGAUGGGUUCGAAUGGUUAAGAGAAAGUGGGAAAAUCAUGAAGCGGAGGUCGAAGAUGAGAAGAAAUAGUUGAUGAAUACUUGGGUACUAUGAUUUUAUGAAAUCCCGGUGUGGAUAAAUGGAUGGUGUUUGGGUAGUAUAUGAUUUUUAGCGUACAAGUUUGGGCAUGAAUGGGUUGGGUACGGGAUUGAGAAAGAGGCAAUAGGAUUGGGAAUGGGGGAAUGGAAUUUGGGGUUAGGCAUAUAUAUAUACCAUGGUGCAGGCUUCACCAACUUGCAUUUGUUAGUCUACACAUCUGUAGACAGAUUUCAGCAAGCAAAUUAACAUAA